UUUGGAGCACAUUCUUAUUUGCUUUAUUCUGGCCAAUUAUUGAGCACUUUUUCAAUAUGAACGUCUUGACCUCUACGGACUUGAGCGCCGAUGGCGCGCCGCUGCUGCGUACUGGAGCGGGCGACGAUGAGGAGUUCCUGUUGGCCAGCUUCACUAACGUGGAGAUUCACGCUUCAGCUAGUGACAUGGGCGAGGACGACGACGGAGAGACGCAAACGCUGGCACACAGCGGAUCUGUCGGUGCGCUGUUUGUGACCACAAGCCGCGUGAUCUGGUUGGGCGCGGCGGUGGGUACGCACGUGGGCUAUGCGUGGGAGAUGAGCUCGGUUACAUUGCACGCCAUCUCUAGAGACCCUGCCGCCUUCCCGAAGCCCUGUUUGUACUGCCAGAUCAGCAACCAGGACGUGUCGGAAGUGCGCUUCGUACCUACCGACGACAAGACUCUGCAAGAGGUGUUUGAUGCCUUCAGCAAGUCGGCGGAGAUGAAUCCGGAUGACGACGAGGAAGACGACGAUGGCUGGAUCUGUGACGAGGACGAGGUGGCUGAUGGGGCUCGAGCAGCUCAACUGGCUGCGCACUUCGACUCGAUGUUGCAGGUGUCCCCAGGACUGGAAACCAGUGCAACGGAAGCAGGACAGUUUGACGACGCAGAUGAGGACAAUCUACUCUAAGUAGAUAACGAGUGUAGUGAUAGGAUUCUUUUGUCGGACUGAUGCGGUUUAGACUAUGACGACAAUACACGAACAGGUUGUUUCGAUUGCCACUGUUUUUCUUUGAUUUUUUAGAUCGCCGGGCAAAAUAUCCGUCAGUCCGCAGUUCUUGUGAAUUUUUGCUGCUAGC
Molecule: messenger RNA, 840 nt
Organism: Phytophthora nicotianae INRA-310
Lineage: Eukaryota; Oomycota; Peronosporomycetes; Peronosporales; Peronosporaceae
Exons: 2
Coding region: 57-671 (204 amino acids)
Biological process (GO): mRNA cis splicing, via spliceosome
Cellular component (GO): cytosol; spliceosomal complex
Source: RefSeq, a predicted model, not a curated record